Molecule: messenger RNA, 3877 nt
Organism: Haliotis rufescens (red abalone)
Lineage: Eukaryota; Metazoa; Mollusca; Gastropoda; Lepetellida; Haliotidae
Product: meiotic recombination protein REC8 homolog
Exons: 19
Coding region: 166-2193 (675 amino acids)
Biological process (GO): mitotic sister chromatid cohesion; synaptonemal complex assembly; replication-born double-strand break repair via sister chromatid exchange
Cellular component (GO): synaptonemal complex; cohesin complex
Molecular function (GO): protein binding; chromatin binding
Source: RefSeq, a predicted model, not a curated record
GUCUCGCGCUCCUAACGAUUAAUGUUUUUUGGCGGGAAAUUUGAUAUUUCGAAUGUGUUGGAUUACUCUGCAUGUCUGUGGGAAUUCGAUCCGUCCAAAUCUGUUCAGCAAGAAGUUACAUCUAAUAUCUUUUCACAUCCAGAAACGGUUCACUGAGAGCUGAUCAUGUUUUACAGUCAUGAUAUUCUGCAGAAGCGAGGUGGAAAAUUUGGUAUUGUGUGGGUGGCUGCAACUCGAUCAUCGGAGCUGACCCGUCGAGAGUAUAUGAGUGUCCGAGUCAAGAGAACAUGUGAUGACAUCAUUGACUACAUCCUGCUGCGUGUGCCAUCUACAACGCGAGGACGGACUCGACCGCGGUUCUCCCUGUACUUGUCGGCCCAGCUCAUGUAUGGCACGGUGAAGGUGUUCAGGAAACAGCACCAGUUUCUCUAUGAUGACACGUCAACAUUGUGGGCACGACUGCGAAUGUCAGGCCUGAAGACAUCCACCUGUGACAUUGACCUCAAGUUGGAUGCCGCCCGUCAGAAUCUGCCUGACCUUGUGGGCACCGUCGACCCCUUGAGCGCUGACUACAACUACACCUUCGGGAUGUGGGAGAUGACUAGUGAGGGUGUGAGCUUCAUGGAGCAGGACAUGUGGCAAAGCAUCAGUGUGAGUCCAACCAAGGAGCUGCAGUUGUCUCCCCUUCCACUGUCAAUGGAGGAGAUGGUGGAAGACGCACUGAAAAGUCCUCACACUGUGUCAAAACCGGAGGACAUUCGUCUCAAGGAGGACGAGUCACUCACCUCGGAACGGAUACAGGUCCCUGACGAGAAGGAGCUGCCUGGGUUUGAUGGGAAGGAGAUCGAGAUGAUGGAAGACAAGGUUGAGGAGAUCCCCAUUGAGAUCGCCGACCUCAUCUCCCCGCUGAAGACGCGGUCACGAUCAACGUCCAGCAUGUCGGACAUCAUGCCAGUGAUAAUGGAGGAAGAGGAGGUUUUGCAUCCACUGAUUGAAACACCACACGGAAAGAAGGUGGAUGACGAAGGUGUGCCUCCACGCCGAAAACUCCCAGCAUCCCCGGGGGUGACACCGAUUCAACCAGAAGAACCCAGUCGAAAGAGGCAUCGUGUGCGCCCAAGUCUGGCAAUGGAGCUGGAGCCUGUCGCACCCACUUCUGUGACUCGACGACGUAAGCGCCGCCUGAAGUUUAUCGACAUCGAGACCCAGAUAAGCAAGAAACAACUGAAGCACAACAUGGUGACCAGCAAAGACAUCUGUCGCACAAACGUUCUUCCAUCCACAAGACCCUCCCUCCCUGAGGAACUUUUUUCACGACCUUGCAAAAAAGAGCUGUGCCACCCCACGCUGCUGAGGCUGUGGAUGCGGAAUGCUGUCAUGGGGGAGGAGAUUGAUGACACGCCCUGGACUGUGGCUGAGUUAAUGAAAAGCCCAGAUGAGUUUCCAGAGAGUCGGCAGACAAGACGUAGACUGUCCCCCAUUCUGGACAUGGAGUCACCAAGACAAGUGCUGGUUCCACCAGCAGAGGCAGGUCUUUCAGGAAGUGACCUUGACCUCAAACAGAGUCCUCUUGCCGCUGCCGUACACUCGACUGACUCUGACAAGAGUUCCCGUACACGUCGAUCCAAGCGUCUGGCAGACCAGCCAUCAGCAGAGAAGAUGGAAGAAGGAGAUUCUAUGGAGGUGGCACGCGGUGACUCUGUUCUGUCGCUGGAGAGAAGUCGACAGAGGGACUUGUCCAUUGAGAUUGACCGCAGCACCCACAGCCUGGAGCGUAGCAGGGAGAGGAGCAUGGAGGACAGCCUCACAAGUCGGCCCAGAUCUCGGCGAGGAUCGGACCAGCUUACUGCGGAAGAGGAGAUUCUGGCGGAGCUGGUGCAGGAGCAAGACGGGAUGUCAGGACUGCUGCCCCUGGAGACUGUGCAAGAAGAACAGGAAGUGGUGCCCCCUGUUGUCAGGUCUCCAUCUACAGAAUCCAACUACACUGAGGAAAUGAUGAGACACGUGGAGCAGCGCACGGCCACCAAGACGUGGACCAGAUUCCACACCAUCUGCGGCACGCACAACACCUUCCGCAGUUAUGCUGCCAAAAUGUUCAACGCUGUCCUGGAUCUGUGUGGGAACCAGACGCUGGAAGCCAAACAGAAGGAAGCCUACAGCGACAUCUACCUCCGCAGGGGGAGGAGCUGGUAGAGGGCAACAACUCUGGUCGCCUGCCUAUAUACACCUGUGCUGCAGUAUUAUCUCACCUUGGCAUCAGCCGUCUUGUACACAUCAACAUCUACCUCCGCAGGGGGAGGAGCUGGUAGAGGGCAACAACUCUGGUCAACUGCCUAUAUACACCUGUGCUGCAGUAUUAUCUCACCUUGGCAUCAGCCGUCUUGUACACAUCAACAUCUACCUCCGCAGGGGGAGGAGCUGGUAGAGGGCAACAACUCUGGUCAACUGCCUAUAUACACCUGUGCUGCAGUAUUAUCUCACCUUGGCAUCAGCCGUCUUGUACACAUCCAAAGCUGCACCAUUCACACAUGGCCACUUUGUAAGUCCUUCUCUGGACGAGGCAUGUUACGUAGAUUUCCAUAAAUUUGUCGUGUUGAGUCCGUAGGACAGACGCUCAAAGGGAACCCUUAUGAGCUUUUGUGAUGUGUUACGGAGGGAGUGACAUUGGCAUUGUCAUUAUGUUGUGACUGAUGUGUUACGUAGGGAGUGACAUUGGCAUUGUCAUUAUGUUGUGACUGAUGUGUUACGGAGGGAGUGACGUCAGCAUUGUCAUUAUGUUGUGACUGAUGUGUAACGUAGGGAGUGACGUCGGCAUUGUGUCAGCCAUGUUGUGACUGAUAUGUUACGAAGAGAGUGACGUUGGCAUUGUCAUUAUGUUGUGACUGAUGUGUUACGGAGAGAGUGACGCUGGCAUUGUGUCAGCCACAUCGGCUUUUUGUCAGCCAUGCUGUGACUGAUGUGUUACAGAGAGAGUGCAGUCGGCACUGUAUCAGCCAUUUUGUGUCAUAUUACUAAGCAUGGAUCAUCAUCUUGGUUGUAUUAUACAACAGAUAACUGUCCCUUACUGCCAUUUUUCUCGACUACAACACUGCCAGAGUACAGAUGUAUCGCACACAACUGUUCAGAGAUUCACUUGUGACUGUUACUGUUACCACUGUUAUAUUACAUUCACAAUUGUUGUUGAUAUUUAUACAAUCGUGAACACGACAUUGUUAAGUUUAAACUUUUAAUGUGUUAUCUUGUUACAAAGAAUGUCUUGAUAAUAAUGAAUUUGAGAGCACCAAUGUUAUUUAUAUUUAUUGAAUCAUGAACAUGUUACUGUUAUGUUUAAAUACGUUGCAAAGUUACAAAGAAUGUGUUGAUAAUGAAUUUGAGAGCACUAUUAAUAUUUAUUCAGUCAUGAACAUGUUACUGUUAUGUUUUAAUGUGUUGCCAAGUUACAAAGUAUGUGUUGAUAAUGAAUUUGAGAGCACUAUUAAUAUUUAUUCAGUCAUGAACAUGUUACUGUUAUGUUUUAUUGUGUUGCCAAGUUACAAAGUAUGUGUUGAUAAUGAACUUGAGAGCACUAUUUAUAUUUAUUCAAUCAUUAACAUGUUACUGUUAUGUUUUAUUGUGUUGCCAAGUUACAAAGUAUGUGUUGAUAAUGAUUUUGAGAGCACUAUCCAUAUUUAUUCAAUCAUGAACACGUUACUGUUAAGCGUUAAGCUGUUAAUGUGUUACCUUGUUACAAAUAUCUUGAUGACCAGCAUGGAUGUAAGAGCAUGUGGAAAGUUGAAUGAAUCCUGACUGAAUAUAACCAGAGCCUGGAGCACAAUGGUACUGUCUAUUGGAUGAAUAUAUUUUGAUGAAUAAAACGUAAUAAAAUUUGACAAAAAGA